Messenger RNA from Suillus subalutaceus, 1236 nucleotides. RefSeq lists its product as uncharacterized. The record is from RefSeq and is a predicted model, not a curated record. Bases 1 to 1236 code for a protein of 411 amino acids. The transcript is spliced from 6 exons. NCBI's taxonomy places the organism in Eukaryota, Fungi, Basidiomycota, Agaricomycetes, Boletales, Suillaceae.
AUGGACGAGGACGAAACCGAGGAUGAAGACCAUGAGGACGAGGACGAGGAUGAGGACGAGAACCAGAACCAGAACCGGGACGAAGGCCAGGACGAGGACGAGAACGAGAACCAGGACGAGGACCAGGACGAGAACGAGAACCAGGAUGAGGACGAGAACCAGGACGAGGACAAGGAUGGGGACGACACCCUGACUAACGAUGGCGCCAAUGAGGAAGACAACGACCUGGAAUUCGAAGGCCAUAAGCAGUUGGAAAUUGGCCCAGCUGACAAGCACGUUCCUCCCCACCUACUCAACCUCUCAAAAAAGCGAAAGACAGCUGUUUCAUCGGACAAAGAAGCUGAACCUAUUCAACCCCCACCUUUGAAGAAGCAGGCCACUGUACCUACUGCUGACGAGGACAUCCCAACCGUCUGUCCGAGUGAUGGGUGCAACGAUAUCGUGCCCUUACAUCCUUCGGGAAUGAUGCCAGGUGGCGAAUUCACGCGCCAGACACUCAAGCUCGAGAUGGAGCUCUGUGCUGCCAUCCAGAGCAACCUGCAGCGCGAAAGGCACAUUCAAAGUUCUUACAAUAACAGAUGGCUAUCCCAGAUCAAUUACUUCGCCGAGGAUUGCUUUGUUUACAAGACUCUUCUUACCGAUCUACUUGAACAGGGCUAUGGAGUCGAGCUCGACAAAAAAUUAGCUUUUCUUGCACGCCUGAAGAUAUUUGAUGUUGGACGCCCAAUUUUCAACAAGGCACGGCCUGGAUACUAUGGUCCGAAAGGCAGCGCAGUCCUUCGCGCGACUAUCAGCAGGCUAUUUGACCCGCGGAACGGAAUUCCUACUGAUGCCUUUGCCCCACUCUCCUAUGAACAGUACACGUAUUUUGUUCUUAUUCCGUACAUGGCCAGCCGACUCAUCGCCGACGAUCGGGGGUUUACUGACGAUCAGCAGUGCACGCUUCAGCAGGCAUUCGAAAUCAUGGUGGCCAGUGCCAGUGCCGAUGCCGGUGAUGCACUCCAGGGCAUCGACGAGGAAGGGAAAGAUGAGCAGUUUGAUGAUGUUCUCAUGAAGAUCAUGUUGAAUCAGGUAACCGAGUUAGACUAUGUCACGGUGCCAGUGGCCCAGGUGUCGCAGCCAACAGCCGUGGCCCCUCAGCAGCAGAAAGGACGAAAAAAGGCAAACAGGAAGGGGACAGUCAUAGCUGAUUCUGCCCGCCGGCGAAGUACCCGCCUGGCUUCGUCCCAUCGUUAA